AUGAAUGUUCCUAAAGGAUUCUUGAACCAUCUCUUAUACUUUAUUGUAUUCUUUCCGGUUUUUUUGUCUCUGUUUUUUCUUGGAUGCAUCAAAGGAGCUAUUUUCAGUCCCUUUGUUUUGCUAGUAAUUGCAUUUGGCGAUACUGGCAUCAUCAUUGGUUUAUGGCCCCUUCACCUUGUAUGGAGCAUCUACUGCAUAAUAAAAUCAAAGAAAUUUGGCCCAUUUAUGAAGUGCCUAUUGAUUUUACUAGUUCCCAUACCAAUAGCUUUGUGGACUGUUGUUGGAGUUGCUGGGAGUGCGAUUAUGGGUGCUAUGUACGGUUUCAUUUGGCCUGUAAUGGAGACAUUUAGAGCUAUCAGCAAGGGAGGUUCAAUUUGGAUGAAGUUGAUUAGAUGCUUUACCGAUGGAACUUGGUCCUGUGUUCGGGGAGCAUGCACAGUUGUUCGAGAUUUUGCUGAUUUUUCCUUCCACUCGUACUUCUCUGUUAUGGACGAGCUGCUGGAGUCAAAGGGGAGGAGCCUAUUGAACUAA
Dovyalis caffra is the source of this 531-nucleotide messenger RNA. The record is from the annotation of a GenBank genome assembly. NCBI's taxonomy places the organism in Eukaryota, Viridiplantae, Streptophyta, Magnoliopsida, Malpighiales, Salicaceae.